Messenger RNA from Dentiscutata heterogama, 139 nucleotides. The record is from the annotation of a GenBank genome assembly. Lineage: Eukaryota; Fungi; Glomeromycota; Glomeromycetes; Diversisporales; Gigasporaceae.
AUGAAUCAAAAUGCAGAAGAACUUUAUCAACUAGGACAAAAAUAUAUAGAAGGUGUUUAUUUUGGAAUAGAUAGAAAAAAAGCCUUUGAGAAUUUUAGAAAGGCAGCUGAUUUGGGUCAUUUAUGUGCUUUAGGUGAAU